GGCUGGCAGGGAGCUCCUCGGGAACCGCCGUCGCUUGCAAAGGUCCCUCCAUGUUCAGGGAGGAUGGUGCAUGAGGGGUUUUCCUUCUCCUUUCAAAGCCACUGCUCUGCAAAAUGGGUCUGAGCUCUUCCAAAGCACACCCCAAGGUGACCAAGGUGGCACCGAUGCGUGCCAGGGAGGACCUGCCUGCUCUCACCACCCCGUACCAGCUCCCCGGCGUGCAUCCGCCGGCCACAGCAGAAUGGGGAAAAUCCACGUUUUAUGCGGAACUUCCACCUCUCCGGGAGACCUGGUAUGGGAGAGCCUCUGCAGGGCCACUUUCUUUCAAUACCGGGCUGGAAAGGGGAGAAACCAGCAUCAUUAAACAGCACCCACCUCGAAGACCUCAAAGGCUUGAACCUGCUGGCCCUCCACAAGCAAACGCUCCUGCAAAGCCCUGGAGUCAGCAAGAUGCGGUUGCAACCCCAAAAAUGAAGACUCUGGAGAAGAGGGGGCAAAGCCUGAGACACCUCCCGGGCAGGCGGCAGCACUUGCACAAGCUGCAGAUGCUGGACUUGACCCGCAGGCGCCGAGAGGCAGAGCUGAAGCGAAAUCUCCCCAGGGAGGCAAAAAUCAAUAAAGAAAAAAUCAAGGAAUUCAGCCCAAAGAAAGUCCUUGACACUCUCCAGAGAGGUGGCAGCGCUGAAAGCCGAGACCUCGUCCCUGCUGAGCACAAUCAGCGUUUUCAUGGAGAUGACCAUGGAAACACGUGGGGUGGAGGACUCUCCACACAGCACGAUGGGGCUGAACUCUCUCCAGGCAGGAGCGGGAAGGUUGACCUGUGGUUCUGCAGGGAGCCACGGACGAGGGAUCUGUUCUGGGACACCUCCAGCACAGGCUCCGACGAGUGGGAAAGGGAAGAGAAGAAGAUUUACCGCAAACCUACGCUUGUGAGAACCAAGACGGAGAGAGUUUCUCUCUUCGAUGACUUCUUUGAUAGGGAUUUCUAGUGGCACGGCUUGGGGUGAGAGGGAUGUGCUGAAGAAAAAAGCCACAGCUCUGGUGGGGCUGAAACUCCCCCGGAUAGAUGGGCUGAGGGUGGAGACAUGGUGUUGGCAGUAAAUGGCAUUUCUGGGAGUACGGGCUGGUGGAAAGGACAGCUGGAAAUGAGGAGAUCACUGACGUGGAGUGAAUAAUGACUGUCUGGGUUCUGCGGCUGAAUCAAAAUAUCUGAGGAAAAAAUGGCUUGGACUGAACAACAAUGAAGUGGGGGUGGAGGGAGGAGGAGGAGGAGGCUGGCAAAAAAACCAAGCGGAAGCUGGAAAAUAUUCUGGGUUAACCCCAAAUCUAAAGUUCCGGCUGCAAUGAAAUGUUUCGCUUGCCUUUGGGUUACUCAACCUUUCUGUUUAACUUGUUUUUAACCUUAUAUCCUUUUCUAAACCACAAAAACCCAGUUCAAAAGUGCAAGAUAAAAUUAUUCAUUUAGGAAAUAUUUAAA
Molecule: messenger RNA, 1477 nt
Organism: Harpia harpyja (harpy eagle)
Lineage: Eukaryota; Metazoa; Chordata; Aves; Accipitriformes; Accipitridae
Gene: CCDC198
Product: coiled-coil domain containing 198
Exons: 6
Coding region: 114-989 (291 amino acids)
Source: RefSeq, a predicted model, not a curated record